Molecule: messenger RNA, 4905 nt
Organism: Periophthalmus magnuspinnatus
Lineage: Eukaryota; Metazoa; Chordata; Actinopteri; Gobiiformes; Gobiidae
Gene: mtus2b
Product: microtubule associated tumor suppressor candidate 2b
Exons: 15
Coding region: 224-3553 (1109 amino acids)
Cellular component (GO): nucleus; cytoplasm
Molecular function (GO): microtubule binding
Source: RefSeq, a predicted model, not a curated record
UAGAAUCGUCAGGUGCAGAGAGCUAGGACGUCAUGCUGGAGAGCUGCCCUCUAAUGUGGUUUCUCAUCAACAAGAUCAGCCUAUGGAAUUUUGAAAGAAAAGAGAAAAUGGUCUUUCAAGCAUCAUCCAUGUAAUUAAAACCUGAGUAGAAGACAGUUGAUUUUCCCAGAUGUCUGCAUUGAUUGACUUUGCCAAGCACUUCAUGGAUCUAUAAACUCAGAAAAUGUGUGAUCAGCGAGAGCCUCUGUUUCCGGGGGAGGUGAGGAACAACAACCAUCAUCAUGUGGGGCCCAAAGAUAGCGCAGGUGAUGCUAAUGCUAAUGACAUCCAAAAAAACAAUGAAACCAGGACUGGAGAUACGGUUACUUUGUCUGACUUCAAGACUACUAGCACUGUGCAGCAAAGAGUCAACAUUUAUGAAGAGAACUCCCUAUGCGAGGACCUGGAGUUGGCGGAAUUUGAAAUGUUGGAAUGUCAAGAACUUGAGGAUGGAGAAGAUUUUGUGGGACUGACAGAACGCAAAGAACUUCCGAAGCAGCUGGAUUCAAAAAGCAAUACCACAGCACAAGCAGCAAGUAAUAAAGAUGAGAAGUCACAUGCACAGUCUGAAAUAAGCUCAGAGACAGAUAUCUACUUGACCUGUCUGUCUACAAUCUCAGCCGUAGAAACCGCUGGGAAGACAACCGAGUCCUGGCAUGUCCCUAAUACUAUUUCAGAUGACGUGACUCUAGCAUCUGUAUCAGAAAAGACCAAGCUAUCUCAGCCCCACAAUUCUGUAAAAAGUACAAUGUUAGCUAAAGAUGUGGACAUGAAUUUGAACACAGCAGCACAUUCUAAAGCACAAAUUAGCAGUGGGAAGAUUCAGGAGAACAAAACUGUUGGUUGUAGAAACAAUAAUGAAAGUAAUGUAAGAAGUGAUCAUAAGGUACAAACAAAUCUAGAAAGCAUGGAAAGCCACAGUAAAAUGGACAAAGGUACACAAGCCGAUGAAACGCCAGCAGUACAGCACUACAGCACAAGUCCAGCCAAAACUGGGAUAAGACGCAGCCAAUCCUCACUGGAACCAAAAGCCACGAAUAAGCAAAGCACUUAUAAUAAUGCACUGAAAAAACAGAACUCUUUCAGCUACGGGUUUAGGAAGCAGCCUUCGUUUGAGAAUUCCAUGAAAAAGCCUCCGUCCUUUGAUAACAGUAUCAAAAGGAAUGGCUCUUUGGAAAAUACAGCUGUCAUGAGUAAUUCAAGUUUAGAGGGGAGGAAGCCAUGGGGGAGCCCAGUUCGGAAUGUUACAACUAAUACAACAAGAAAUGCAUCCAGUUCACCAAGAAGAAGGCCCUCACCCAAUUCACCAGCCAAAGUUCAGAGUGUUAGAGCACCAAGUCUAGAACGCAGCCUGUCACCUCUAAAUCAGAUGGUCAAACUCCCUAAAACUUGUCCCAGUACUAGUCUCCCCAAAGCACUCACACCACCUCAGAAAGAAGAACCCAAGAAAAACGUACGGCCCAAGAUCAUCACCUAUGUGCGCAAGAACGUUCAAGCCAAACCAGAUAUGCCCAACUAUGGAGCACCAGCGAAGGCUACAGCAGCGCUCACAUCCUCCAAUAUUCUUUUUGAUAAAUACAGGCAGGAGAUCCAGAAGACAGGCUUCUACCCACCAGGGAUGUCCAUGACAGGAAACAAGGCUACAGCAGGCACCACGGCCAGUCGUCUGGGCAGCAAGUCAGGAAGUUUUCAUGAAGAUAUGUCUGAGUGUAAUCAAAAGAUUGUUUCCCAAGAUGGCAGUAGCAGUGUGUCCCGCUCCCCGAGAACUUUGAGACCUCAGCUGGGGUUAGGGGCCCGACAGCCCGCCACCAAGAGCAGAGUCCAACAGGCUGCUCAGAGACCCGGAACCAUGGGACACACUGCACCUACACAGGACUACCAUGAGGGAGCUGGAGAUCAGAGGCGGUCAGGAGCAGACAGCAGCCACAAGCCUAUGGUGCUGAAGCCGGGUCAGUCUGGUCUGCGCCCCCCUGGCUUCUCUGCUCUGCCUCCUUCUCGCCUUGCCGCCUUCGGCUUCACUCGGAGUUCCAGUGUCUCGUCUGUAUCCAGUAGCCAGUCCAAUGAGAGUGGCCACAGUGACUCCCUUCGACCCUCUCAGCACCCAAGCAGUGGCAGUGAUGACACCCCUCACCACAAAGCCACAGCAUCCCCUGGUGACUCGGCCCCUACAGCAGGACGUCCCCAUCCUCCCAACGCCCCCAGCCUGCAUCGGCGCUCUCUGCCUUCUCAGUGCAGUUCCCCUCUGCCAUCCAAAAGAGAGGAGCCUGAGGCGGCGCUGCCAUCAAAGGCUUCCCCAAAGAGAUUUGCAAUGAUUUCACCCAAACCCCAGUCUCCCAUGCGAUCCCGAACAAUGGUGGUGCACGGCUCCCUGCGCUCUCAGGACACAGAUAGACAGCUAAUGGAGCAGCUGCAGCGGCGCUGUCAGCAGCAGGCUCUGCAGCUGCAGACUCUGCAGGCUCAGCUGCACAAGGCCUCCCUGUGCCUGGACGUGUUCACCAUCACCACACAGCACUUCUGCCACAAGAGUGAGAGUGCCAUUGUGAAGGAGCGGGAGCUGGCUCUCGAGCUGGACAGACUCAGGGAUGAAGUGGCAUUCAGCGUGGCGCACUGGGAGCAGCUGCAGCAGGAGAAGGAGGACGUGGAGCAGAGCUUUGAGGCUGAGCUGGAGGGUCUGCGGGCACAGCAGCAGAGAGAGCUGGGAGCUCUGGAGGACAGACUGAACCUGUCUCACUCACAGGAGACACAGAGACUCCAGGAGGAACAGAGACAAGAGCUACAGGAGCUGCAGCACAGGCAGCAGCAGCAGAUUGAAGAAAUGAGUGAAAGCCACGAAGCGUCCCUGAUGGAGAUGGAAUCAGCCCACAGUGACACACUGGCCACACUACAUGAGGAGCACACCAGAACUGUCAAGAAUCUGAAGAUGGCCCAUGAGCAGCAGAGAAAGUCUUUGGAGGAGGACUUUGAAAAGAUCAGGCUGUCUCUGCAGGACCAGGUGGACACACUGACAUUCCAGAACCGCAGCCUCAGAGACAGAGCCAAACGCUUUGAGGAGGCUCUGCGCAGAAGUACAGAUGAACAGAUAGUGGAUGCCUUAGCCCCAUAUAAACACAUUGAGGAGGAUCUGAAAAGUCUAAAGGAAGUUCUGGAGAUGAAGAACCAACAGAUCCAUCAACAGGAGCUGAAGAUUACAGAGCUGGAGAAACUACAGGCUGAAAAGAACGUGUAUCUGGAGGAGAGGCUGCAGGUUCUCCAACAACAGAACGAAGACCUAAAGGAACGCAUCGACAAGAACCUCGCUGUCUCCAGACAACUGUCGGAGGAGAAUGCCAAUCUGCAGGUGCAUGUGGAGCAGGAGAGUAAGGAGAAGAAGCGUCUGAGUCGUACUAAUGAGGAGCUGUUGUGGAGGCUGCAGACAGGAGAGCUCAGCCCCAGCAUGUCACCCUCCUCAUCCCCCCUGCACCGAGCCUCUCCUGCCCCAGGGUCCCCCGCCCGCCCACACUCCUACCACCAGUGACCACCAAAGACUGCUCCAAUCUUCAACUGACAUUUCAGUCCACCUGUGUUAAAGGGGAAUCACUAAACCUGAAGACAGUGCCUCAUCUGCUGUAAUUGUAUCCAUCCACAUGGAACAUUUGGAUCAACGCUCAGGACGAUGGAGCAGGAGACACAGAAGAAGCCUUUGGUUGUGCUUUCUCUCCACCAGCAGCGUCUGUCACAGCCUAAAACUACCUACUGCACAUGUAUAUGAGACACUGGACAUGAGGUCACUGUGAGUGUUACACACAGGACAGGGCAGUGCUACACUUGUAGCCUCUGUCUCUCUCUGCGUACUGCCGUACUGUCAAACUAUAAACUCCACAUGGUCAGAUGGUCCCACUGUCUUUGAGACAGUAUGGGCUGUGGGCUCUGCUUCUUUUCUUAGAAAACUGUAGAAAUCCUCAUGCUUGGCAUGAUCUGUCUUCCAGCUAUCUCCUCUUACUCUUGUACGCAGGGAAAGAACAGAAGUGCUACUUUAAUAGAGUAGAAGGUAGAAAGUCAUUAGCUGACCCACAGUAGACACUAUUAUUAUAUCUGAUACAUAGUUAUCUUUUAAAGUAACCAGUCAGUUUAGCAUCAGCAUGAGGAUAACUCAGCAAAAGUACUAUACAUAAACAUACAUACUAUACAUAAGAAACAGCAUUCUGUUGUGCAUUUUUGCAGCAAAACAUCAUUUACUAUGUUAUUUUCUACAACUGUAAAGUAACCCCAAGUCCCCAUUCAAACUGUAAAUAAAUGUGAAUGAAACUGUAAAAAGAAUAGCGCAUUUGGACUAAACUAAAGGCAUGAUGGUUGCUUGCUCUUACCUCACUACCGUGACCAAGUCAUCUCAGGUGUCAAGGACCAUACAAUAGGACUUUUAUUUAUUUUCUUCUAGUUUACAUAACCUCAGUCAGUGCAAAAUAACAAGUAUAAAUAUAUAACAAUCAGCAAAUGCAUUUAAAUGUCCUGGGCAGAAUGUACUGUAAAGUAUCAGGCUGUAGUGGGCUGACUGUGUCCUGUGGACAUGACACAUCCACUCAAUCUUUAGUUUAUUCACUCUAAACAACACAUUUGUUUACAAGUGUUAAUGUCACUGUUGUUUACUUGUUUACAAGACCUGAGUUGCAAAGAUUGUAUUCAGACUAAGAUAUGUUUAUAAGAACGCAUGUCUUAAUGACGUCAUGUGCAUUAUUUUAUUAUUGUUGUUAAGUGUAUAUUUAUUUAUUUAUUUGUCUUGCAGAAAUGCAGCUGUAGCUGAACUGGCUUUUAAAAUGUGCCCCAUUAAGACUUUAUGUCUCGAGUGUCAAUGUCACACUGUAUUUAAGUAUUAAAUCACAAACUACAUUG